AUGGUCAUAAAAACAAAAACAAGAAGAAGGGUGACCAGAAGUUCUAGAACCUUGCGCCGUUUGGCUUUGCAACAGAAUCUGACGGAUACUGUAAAAUUACUAGACACGAAUUGGGAAUUGAAUAAAACUAGAUUACGUGGAAUAAGGCAUGAUCUGACGAAUCUUAAUGGGUCAUAUUUCAUCUUUACGCAAAGUAAUACAAAACUUGGUAGAAAAUAUUAUAAUUCAUUCCUCAAAUCUCCAGUUGUUAUUAACAGGCCGCAACUAAGGUUACUCCCGGAGACGUCACCCUUCUCUGAAACAACGUUAUUUAAAUCUUGUGCAAUUGUUGGGAAUGGUGGCAUCCUGAAAAAUAGCCAUUGCGGCAACGAAAUCGAUAGUUCUGACUUUGUUAUGAGAUCGAAUCUUCAGCCAAUAAAACACUUUACAAAUGACGCGGGAAUGAAAAGCAGCUUGGUCACAAUAAACCCUAGUAUCAUAUACAAUAGGUUUAAUUUAUUUGAUACUCCGGGUAACGAAUCGAAUUUCCUCCAAGCUUUGGAAGAAUAUCAGCAGUACUUUCUGUGGAUUCCCAACAGUUAUGUUGUGAAUAAUUCUUUGUCAUUUGAGACUGCCAGCAUCAUACGGCAGACGAUACGACAACAACUGCUGCUUGCAGACGCCAUCUAUUUCAGAAAACUUCAAAGGUACUGGAAAACGAAGAAAAUGUUAUCAACAGGAAUGUCCCUGGUCAGUAUCGGAAUAUGUCUGUGUGAGGAGAUAAAUCUCUACGGAUUCUGGCCUUUUCAAAUUGACUCCAAUGGAGAACCUUUGCCAAUGCAUUAUACCGACGACAUAGCCUGGUCUACCUACCAUCACAACCACGAUUACGACUCCGAGUUUCAACUCCUCAUAAAUCUACAUCGCAGUGGCGUUAUUAAACUACAUAUCAACCAGUGUUCUCCGUGAACACAUUCAACACGUGCCAGGCUAAAAAUUGUUAUGCCAUUGCUUCUUAAUGCCUUGAUCAGCAGAUCAACAUAUGGACUAAUUAUUCCACUUGUAGUGUGUCAUCAAGCAAAAUUUUGUCAAUUUUCGAAUAAUGUAAUACUUAUUAAAUAUUUUUUAUUUAUUCAAUAUUUUUAAAAGCAUUCAUUUUAUAAUAAAAUACAUUUACAUACUUUUA
Messenger RNA from Saccoglossus kowalevskii, 1165 nucleotides. Its product is annotated as alpha-N-acetylneuraminide alpha-2,8-sialyltransferase-like. Gene Ontology annotation, molecular function: alpha-N-acetylneuraminate alpha-2,8-sialyltransferase activity. The record is from RefSeq and is a predicted model, not a curated record. Gene Ontology annotation, biological process: oligosaccharide metabolic process; N-glycan processing. NCBI's taxonomy places the organism in Eukaryota, Metazoa, Hemichordata, Enteropneusta, Harrimaniidae.